AUGGAAACACCUUUUCCAUCGACGAAAUCGAUUCAACAUUUGCUCGAUAACAAUAAAAAGUGGCGUGACGAUUUGAUCAAGCGGGACGCGUCGAUCUUUGACCGUACGGCCAUUGAUCAACAUCCUGCUUAUUUAUGGAUUGGAUGUUCCGAUUCUCGUGUACCAGCGGAAGAAAUUACAGGAUUGGACCCUGGUGAGAUGUUUUGUCAUCGCAAUGUGGCCAAUUUGGUCGUCACCAAUGACAUUAAUGUGCUCUCCGUUGUCCAAUAUGCCGUGGAAUCACUUAAAGUUAAUGAUAUUAUUGUCUGUGGACACUAUGGUUGUGGGGGUGUCAAAGUUGCCAUGGAAAACAACCACGUUGGAAUCUUGGACACGUGGUUAGGCACCAUUCGUGACGUUCAUCGGAAUCAUAAAGAUGAACUCGAUGCUUUACCAACCGAUGAGGCACGAUAUCGUCGUACGGUCGAGCUCAAUGUCAAACAGCAGUGUCUUAACAUUUUCAAGAUGAAUGUGAUCCAGCAUCGUUUAGGACGAAAAGAUGAACCAAAUAUACACGGCCUUGUGUACGACAUCCGGACUGGUGGACUGAAGGAGCUCAAGGUCGACUACCACGGGUACUUUGCCAAACUUGUUGGUGACGACAGUCUCCAUGCUUUCCCGGACGGUGAACCUACAAUGGGUUUAGCCCAUCGACGUCGUAACGCGAUUUUGGACCUAGGCGAUGGUCUUGAAAGUGAACCAGGCAUGGUUCGUACUUGUUACAUGGCUCGUAUGCUGAAACGCGAGUCCGAUCUUUUCACACCGGAAGAAGUGGACGAAGCAAUUGAUACAAUCAUGAGUCAGAAGGAAGACUCACAAAAAACGUUUUUGAACAUCAAGGACCUCAUUGCGUACUUUGCACCCAUGAAGGCCAAACAAAUCGAGUCACGUGGUGAUGGCACUGAUGAAUAA
Messenger RNA from Peronospora farinosa, 951 nucleotides. Lineage: Eukaryota; Oomycota; Peronosporomycetes; Peronosporales; Peronosporaceae. The record is from the annotation of a GenBank genome assembly.